AUGUCCUUAUCAAAACCUACUUGGAAUCAUUUCGGUUCUCACCACCCGUUCCCGGACAAGCAGAACUUCGAUCUCUACCGGGACGUUCCUUCUUUCCCUUUCUCUCUCCCCGCCUUCCCCUUCGCCAUGAAUGCUCUCUCUGCCGACGAGAUGGAGCGCUUCCAAAGGCUCUCCAACACCUAUCAGCCUGAAGUCCAGGGUCCCGCCGUCUCCACGAAACAGGCCAGUCACAGCAUCGCCCUGGACUACUCCAAUGCAGACCCAACUUUGGCUGCAAAGACCAAUGCCUUGGCUCUCUCCCACCCCGAAUGUCGUAUUAUGAGAGGGGAUGGGAAUUGCGGUUGGAGGGCUGUGGCGUUUGGAUAUUUCGAAACGCUCUUCGCUCUCCGUGACCCGCUUCGCAUUCAAACCGAGACGGCUCGAAUCAAAUCUUUGAAUGCACUUUUGGAUCAGAUUGGUCUCGCCGAUCACAUUUAUGAGAUCUUUGUCGAUGCUACGGAGGAAAUUCUCAAGCGGAUCCUCGAUGCUAUUCAGAGCGGUGUGCAGGACGAGUCUUUCCUUGUGGAUGCCUUUAAUGAGGGAUACAGCUCCGAUGCUGUCAUCACCCAUUUCCGGCUCUUGACUAGUGCUUGGAUCAAGCUGAACCCGGGUCGAUACAUUCCAUUCCUUCCUAUGCCUGUCGAUCAGUACUGCAGUACGCGGAUCGACCCGGUGAAGACCGAAAUCGACGAGGUGGGUCUGCAGGCACUGAUCCACGGCGUUAUUGAGGGGUCUGGCUUUGGCGUCGAGAUUCUAUACCUGGAUCGAAGCGAGGGCGAUGCGGUGACACCUCAUCAAUUGACCACCAGCUGUCCCAAUGGGGCAACCCUACGCCUUCUUUACCGACCUGGCCACUAUGAUAUCCUCUAUCAGGCUGAUUCCAAUCUGAACGUGGCGCCUAUCGUCAACCUCCAGUAUGGAUUAAGCUCCGAUUACACCAGCUCCUGGGACAGCGCUACUCUUGGAUUCGAUAUGAACUCCAGUUUGAUGGCCAUUCCCAAUCUGAUGCAGGAUUCUUCUUUCGGCAUGGGCGCCCCCAUGUCCCCCAUGCCAUCGGUCUCGCCUGCUCCACCCAGUCCUUUCCGGAUGUCUCCCCAGCAGGAGAUGUACCAGUCGCCUAUGCAAUCCCAUGCCCCCAUCUCUUCCCUCCCCGUCUCCCCCCAUCCUCCUCCACCAGCACCAUCCUCCGCCCCACCACCCAUGACCUCGCUGCCCAGCCGGACCUCGGACGGCCCGCAGAUUCGACUGAACCCGCUCGUGAUGAAACCGAACCUGAGUCGAUCGCUGCCGGUCACCACGCCUUUCAAAAACUCCCCCUACAACCAAGCCCACUUCCAAAAUUCCGACUUCGAGCCCAUUCAUUGGGAGCCGCAUGGAAGAUAA
Messenger RNA from Penicillium salamii, 1422 nucleotides. NCBI's taxonomy places the organism in Eukaryota, Fungi, Ascomycota, Eurotiomycetes, Eurotiales, Aspergillaceae. The record is from the annotation of a GenBank genome assembly.